Molecule: messenger RNA, 1830 nt
Organism: Closterium sp. Yama58-4
Lineage: Eukaryota; Viridiplantae; Streptophyta; Zygnematophyceae; Desmidiales; Closteriaceae
Source: the annotation of a GenBank genome assembly
AUGCCUCGCGCGGCCCCCUCCUGCACGCCCUUCCGCCUGCUCGCGGUCACCGCCCUUUCACUGCUGCACCUCCGCCUCUUCCUCACGCGCUACUUUCCCCAACCCCCCGCGCCCUUCCGCGACUGCCCCGACACCGCCGCUGACGUCUCCGCCUUGCGCUCGGCAUUCCGCAAAUGCCAGGGGGAGCUUGUGCACCGGCGCGUGGCUGCGCGGAGUGCUUAUAACGAUGCCUCGGCGGGCGGCGCGGAUCUCGAUGAGCGCUGGCUCGCGGAGAGCGCGGUCGCCGCCGUCCAUCACGGCGCUGGGGCCGGCGGGGAGGCCGGCUCAGGUUCUGCUUCCGCGGAGUACGCGCGGAGGCGGGACGCGCAUCUGACGCGCUUACAGGCGGACAGACUCAGCGAAUGCGCCGCAUCCGACGCGGAGUUAAAGCAAUUUCUGCGCUUCCAUCCACACGCCACGUGUCCCGACGACUGGGAGCUAGCCCACCGCCUCCGCUUCACCGACCAUUGCCACGUCAUCCCUCCCCGCGCGUGCCUCUCCCCCACCCCCCCUGACCCCGUGGAGCCUCCGCCGCAUCCGGAGGCGCUCUGGACGCCGCUAGACGGGCGAAGCGUGCGGUGGGAGCGUUACGACUGCGCUGACGUGGCAUGCGUCGAGCGCAAGCUGGCAGCCUUAGCUGCAGACGCUGCUGCGGACGCUGCAGCUGUAGCAGCCGUAGCGCGAAAGGUCAACUCGAGCCUGGACCCAUAUCCCUGGGAGCGGCGCGAGGGGGAGGGCAAGCAGAAUGAGCGGGAGAGGGGGAGGAGCGGGCGGGCAGGCGGACAGGAUGGGGGGAAAAGAGGGGCAGACGCGGGGAGCGGAUGCAGUAGGGACGGAUGGGCGGGUGGCGCUGCUUGCUUCCAGUUCACGCGCCCCUCCGCCAGCAGCGCGAGCGGCGGAGGCAGCCAUAGCAGUGGCAGUGGCAGUGGCAGUGGUAGUGGCAGUGGCAGUGGCAGGAGCGGGCGGAGCAGUCCCAUGAGUCGUGCUGCGAGUGGCAAUACGGAGGAGGCAGGUGCGAGAGAGACGUUCCACAUUCGCCAUCUCAUGCGCCUCAAGGGGGGUGGUGUGAGGCUGGGGCUGGACCUGGGCGGCGGAACAGGCCAGUUUGCCGCCCAGAUGGCGCUGCACAAUGUGACCAUCCUCACUGCGCAGUCCAACCUGAUUGGCUACCCUGAUCCCUCCCAGUCGCCCUCAGGCCGCACUGCUGCAGACGCUACUGCAAGCGGAAGCAGCAGCAGCACCGGCACGAGUAGUACCAGUGCCAGCAGCAGCAGCAGCAGCAGCAGCAGCAGCAGCAGCCGGGUGGCAGUGCCGUUUCAAGAGGCACUGGCAUGGCGGGGACUAGUGGCGGUGGACAUGCCUCUCACAGCGCGCCUUCCCUUCUUUGACGCCUCAUUAGACCUCCUCCAUGCCACUGGCACCGCCGGCCCCGCGCUCCUGCAGGGUGUUGACUCUCUGCCGCCCAGGGACUUCCACCUCGCGCUGUUUGACUGGGACCGCGUGCUCCGGCCGGGCGGCAUUCUUUGGCUGGAAACAAUAGAGCACAGUGCGGAUGCGAUGCCACUGUAUGAGGCUGCUCUGGAGCGGCUGGCGUAUCGUGCUGUAUUUGUGAGGAAGGUGGAUGCAGUGGUGGGAGGGGUGCCGCACAGGCAUGUGCAGAGAUUGUGGGUGGUUCUGGAGAAGCCAAUUGAGCGGAGGGCUGGGGCCAGUUUAGACAGACAUGGGAAAAAUGGGAGAGAGAGCAGACGAGUGCACUCUUUUGAUCCGAAUGUCCUGACUUUGAUGAGCUGA